CGCGUGCGCAGGACGGGAGCCGCGGUCACCCGCGGGUGGAGAUGGCGUCUGCCGAGGAGUCCUCUCCGGAACCGGCGGCUUCAGACCAGCCGGCAGAGCUGCCUGCCUCGGUGCGGGCGAGCAUCGAGCGGAAGCGGCAGCGGGCGCUGAUGUUGCGCCAGGCCCGACUGGCCGCUCGGCCUUACCCGGCGGCGGCGGCUGCGGCUACCGGAGGUGUGACUAAUGUAAAAGCAGCUCCAAAGAUAAUUGACACAAGAGGAGGCUUCAUCCUAGAAGAGGAAGAAGAAGAACAUAAAAUUAAAGAAGUUGUUCAUGAACCAGGACCUGUUAUGGAAUUUGAUUAUACAAUAUGUGAAGAAUGUGGUAAAGAAUUUAUGGAUUCUUACCUUAUGAACCACUUUGAUUGGCCGACUUGUGAUAACUGCAGAGAUGCUGAUGAUAAACACAAGCUUAUAACCAAAACAGAAGCAAAACAAGAGUACCUUCUGAAAGACUGUGACUUAGAAAAAAGAGAACCAGCUCUGAGAUUUAUUGUGAAGAAGAAUCCUCGUCACUCACAGUGGGGCGAUAUGAAACUCUACCUAAAAUUACAGAUUGUGAAGCGGUCUCUUGAAGUUUGGGGUAGUCAAGAAGCAUUAGAAGAAGCGAAGGAAGUUCGACAGGAAAACCGAGAAAAAAUGAAACAGAAGAAAUUUGAUAAAAAAGUUAAAGAGUUACGGCGAGCAGUAAGAAGCAGUGUGUGGAAAAAGGAAACAGUUGCUCACGAGCACAAGUAUGGGCCAGAAGAAAAUAUAGAUGACGACAUGUACCGGAAGAUUUGCACUGUAUGUGGCCAUGAAUUGACAUAUGAGAAAAUGUGAUCAUAGUUAAGUGAUCUAUUUUAUAGUUUUUUAUACUUAAAUAAAGAAAAUUUAGAUUGGUCAUGUUCAAAAUUCUCCAGAUGUAAAUUCUUUGUAGAUGGAUGGAAACAAGUAAAUGCUCCUCCAACAAGUAUGUUAUGGUUUAAGAGCAAGUUUCAGUUAAGGUCCACAGUUUAGGGUGUUUCCAAAAUGCUGGACUUUAUUGUUUUUAUUAUUUUUAAUGACAGAAAUGAAGCAGAGUGGUAGAAAUGGUUACAAAAGUGGUAGGUUAGAGUGAAAACUGAGAAACAAGAUCAAGGCAAACCUCAUACCUCUGUGGGAGCGCUUGUAGUAAAUGCUCAACGGGGUUCUUACCCCCAGACAGGGGUACCUGAUGUCCCUGCACUCCAGGAGCAGGCUGAGAUCUUAGAUACUCGUCUCCCAAGUCAGGAGGGAACAGGGGGCGCUACACUAGGAGAAGUCUGGGCUAACAGUGACAAUAUGGGAGUCUGAGCCUGUUUCUGGUGUCCUUGACUACUAGAGGCCCCACGUCAGGCAACACUUGGCUCAUGUUGGACUAAAGUAGAAAGCAGCUGUGCUGUGAUGAAAGAAGGGACUGGUGCUACGUUAUGCAGAUGACUGCUGUCACUCACUGAGCACCUGCCAUGAAUAGAAGUCCCUUAGCGGUGUUCUUGUUUAGUCCUGGGAGGCAAGACAAACUGCUGUGUGCUCACAUAGUAGCACUUCUUAAAGGAAGUGACAAAUGACAGCGUCACAUCUCCCAGACAGAAGGAUUUUAAGGUAGCUGCUGUUAGCAGGAAAAUUUGGCAAAGGAUGUCUGGGGCGCUUUUGCUGAAACAAAUUCAAGUUGUUCUCAGGCAUGACACACAGGAGAAACAGGUAGUUCAUACAUUUUCACUUUUCUCAACCAGCUGUUGGCUAUGCUUGAAGGCAAAAAAAAUCAAAACAUAAAUCAAACCCAAAUAUGUUCAAAGUUGUUAGGUAUUUAGUGUAGAAAUGUUUAAUGUAUUUAUCAAGUGUUGAUGUAUUUAUGUGCUAAAUGUUACAGACCAGUAAAAACUGAUUCUUUGUGGGCAGCAAGACCUUCCUGGGACCAAAAAAGCUUCUGUCUUGAUGACAACAGAAUAAUUAGGGGUUCAUGCUACUGAAACAGCAUUACUACUAAUUCCACUUACUGUGGACCUUGGGUAAGUCACUUCCCAGGCUUGUUUUUAUCUUGUCUGUUGGGCAUAAUCAUUUCAUAAGACUAUUGUGAGGAUUAAAUAUGACAAAUCUGUAUCACCUGGUACAUAACAACCACUUGUUCAUGAGACACAUUUAUCAUGAAUAUCAAUUAGAUCUGUCUAGUUGAAGUUUGUGUCUAUUCACUCUUUACCUUCUGGUGUCCAGAUAACCACUGACAGCCAAAUCUACUUAGGUUAGCAAGUUCUUUGCUCAUCUUUUAGUGAGAUUAGUAGUGACUUGUAUAAUCUACUAAUUUAUAAUACUUCCUGUGAACUGCUUCCUUAGUAAUUUCUA
Condylura cristata (star-nosed mole) is the source of this 2378-nucleotide messenger RNA. It is a transcript of the gene XPA, whose product is annotated as xeroderma pigmentosum, complementation group A. The record is from RefSeq and is a predicted model, not a curated record. Bases 42 to 860 code for a protein of 272 amino acids. Gene Ontology annotation, biological process: nucleotide-excision repair involved in interstrand cross-link repair; base-excision repair; UV-damage excision repair. NCBI's taxonomy places the organism in Eukaryota, Metazoa, Chordata, Mammalia, Eulipotyphla, Talpidae. Gene Ontology annotation, molecular function: damaged DNA binding. Gene Ontology annotation, cellular component: nucleotide-excision repair factor 1 complex. The transcript is spliced from 6 exons.